Messenger RNA from Arxiozyma heterogenica, 4683 nucleotides. It is a transcript of the gene MYO2, whose product is annotated as myosin 2. The transcript has a single exon. Gene Ontology annotation, molecular function: actin filament binding; ATP binding; microfilament motor activity. Bases 1 to 4683 code for a protein of 1560 amino acids. Lineage: Eukaryota; Fungi; Ascomycota; Saccharomycetes; Saccharomycetales; Saccharomycetaceae. Gene Ontology annotation, cellular component: myosin complex; cytoplasm; vesicle. Gene Ontology annotation, biological process: vesicle transport along actin filament; actin filament organization. The record is from RefSeq and is a predicted model, not a curated record.
AUGUCAUUCGAAGUAGGGACUCGUUGUUGGUACCCCAGCAAAGAAUUUGGCUGGAUCGGCGCUGAAGUGACUAAAAACGAUCUAAUAGAUGGUAAAUAUCACCUGGAAUUACUCUUAGAAGAUGAUCAAACCGUAUCUAUUGAAGCAGAAAAACUAGAUGAUGAAUCGAAUAAAGAAUUACCGUUAUUACGAAACCCACCUGUUCUGGAAACCACAGAAGAUUUAACUUCUUUAUCUUAUUUGAACGAACCAGCUGUGUUACAUGCAAUUAAACAAAGAUAUGCCCAAUUAAAUAUAUAUACUUAUUCAGGUAUUGUCUUGAUUGCGACCAAUCCGUUUGAUAGAGUAGAUCAAUUGUAUUCUCCAGAUAUGAUUCAAGCUUAUGCUGGCAAAAGAAGAGGUGAAAUGGAACCGCAUUUGUUCGCUAUUGCUGAAGAAGCUUACAGUUUGAUGAAAAAUGAUAAACAGAACCAAACUAUUGUUGUCAGUGGUGAAUCUGGUGCUGGUAAAACCGUCUCUGCUAAAUACAUUAUGCGUUAUUUUGCUUCAGUAGAAGAAGAAAUGUCUUCUAAUAUGGGAAAUUUACAACAUCAAGUGGAAAUGUCGGAAACUGAAGAAAAAAUACUGGCUACCAACCCAAUUAUGGAAGCAUUUGGUAAUGCCAAGACUACUAGAAAUGAUAAUUCAUCUAGAUUCGGGAAAUAUUUAGAAAUUUUAUUCGAUAAGAACACCUCCAUCAUCGGUGCUAAGAUUAGAACUUACCUUUUAGAAAGAUCCAGAUUAGUGUAUCAACCUGCAACAGAAAGAAACUAUCAUAUUUUUUAUCAGUUAUUGGCUGGUUUACCAGAGGAGACCAAAAAUGAAUUACAUUUAACCAACCCUACAGAUUUCUUUUACAUGAACCAAGGUGGUGACCAUCAAAUUAAAGGGGUAGACGAUGCCAAAGAAUAUCAAGUUACAGUGGAUGCUUUAACAUUGGUCGGUAUUAACGAUUCGGUGCGUAACGGUAUUUUCAAGAUCUUAGCUGCACUAUUACAUAUUGGUAACAUUGAGGUAAAAAAAACAAGAAAUGAUGCAUCUGUAUCUUCAGAUGAUCCAAGUUUAAAAAUUGCUUGUGAAUUAUUAGGUGUUGAUUCCUUCAAUUUUGCAAAAUGGAUUACAAAGAAACAACUCACUACUAGAGCUGAAAAAAUUGUAUCAAAUCUGAAUUAUAAUCAAGCACUGGUAGCGAGAGAUUCUGUGGCUAAAUUCAUUUAUUCUGCUUUAUUCGAUUGGUUAGUGGAAAACAUCAAUACUGUACUAUGUAACCCUGAAGUGGUGGAUCAAGUUAACUCUUUCAUUGGUGUAUUGGAUAUUUAUGGUUUUGAACACUUUGAAAAAAACUCAUUUGAACAAUUCUGCAUCAAUUAUGCUAAUGAAAAACUACAACAGGAAUUUAAUCAACACGUUUUUAAAUUAGAGCAAGAGGAGUAUGUGAAAGAAGAAAUUGAAUGGUCUUUUAUCGAAUUUAAUGAUAACCAACCUUGUAUCGAUCUAAUUGAAAAUAAGUUAGGUAUCUUAUCUCUAUUGGAUGAAGAAAGUAGAUUACCUGCUGGCUCUGAUGAAUCUUGGACUCAAAAAUUAUAUCAAACUUUAGAUAAACCCCCAACCAACAAAGUUUUCUCCAAACCAAGAUUUGGUCAAACUAAAUUCAUUGUCAGUCAUUAUGCGCACAAUGUUACUUAUGAUACCGAGGGGUUCAUCGAAAAGAACAGAGAUACAGUAUCAGAUGGGCAUUUAGAAGUGUUAAAAGCAACCACUAAUGAAACUUUAAAACAUAUCUUAGACACUUUGGAUAAAGCUGCAGAAAGGCUAGAAGAAGCCAAACGUCAAGAAAAAGAAAAAUUUGAUCCAACUAUUAAAAAAAGACCAGGUCCAAUGAGAACAAUAACCAAAAAACCAACGUUAGGGUCCAUGUUUAAACAAUCGUUGAUUGAGUUAAUGAACACUAUUAAUUCCACCAAUGUUCAUUACAUUCGUUGUAUUAAACCCAAUAAUGAAAAAGAGCCAUGGAAAUUUGACAAUUUGAUGGUCUUGUCUCAAUUAAGAGCCUGUGGUGUUUUAGAAACUAUUAGAAUAUCAUGUGCAGGUUUCCCAUCUAGAUGGACAUUUAAUGAAUUUAUUCUAAGAUAUUAUAUUUUGAUAGCUACAGAUGAAUGGUCACGGAUUUUCCAAAAGAAAGAUACAAAUGAAGCAGAUAUCAUUAACAUGUGCAAAAAAAUUCUUGAUGUUACUGUGAAGGAUAAGAAAUUAUACCAAAUUGGUAACACAAAAAUUUUCUUUAAAGCUGGUAUGCUAGCUUAUUUGGAAAAAUUAAGAAGUAAUAAAAUGAAUCAUGCUAUAACUUUGAUUCAAAAACGUAUAAGGUCCAAAUACCAAAGAAAACAAUAUUUGGCAAUUCAAAAAUCUAUCGGAAAAGUACACGUCUUUACUAAAGGUAAGAUAAUUCGUGAUAAGAUAACUUCUGAAAUAAAGAAUAAUGCUGCUCUGUUAGUUCAAACCAAAUAUCGUGGUAUCUUGGUACGUAAGAAUACUGAACAUGCAUACAAUAGUAUUAUAACAAUUCAAUCCAAGAUUAGAAAGCAACUGACCCUGAGAAAGAUGAGAGCUAAACAUGAAUUAGAAGCUGCUAUCACAAUUCAAAGUAGAAUAAGGACUUUCAAGCCAAGGCAAUUCUUUAUAUAUCGCAGAAAGCAUGCCGUGAUUAUUCAAUCCUUCAUUAGAAAACAUAUUGCACAAGCUAAAUUAAAGGCUCUAAGAGCUGAAGCUAAAAGUGUUGUUCGUUUACAAGAAGCUAGUUAUAAAUUGGAAAACAAGGUCAUUGAGUUAACAGAAAAUCUUGCAAGUAAAGUUAAAGAAAACAAAGAAAUCCAAUCUAGAUUACUAGAAUUACAAAAGACUUUAGAAGCUACCGAGGAGUUAAGAACUACAAUAGAAACACAAAAACAAGAGCGUGCGAGAUUAGUGGAAGAACAAAGUGUACAAUUAGCUCAUCAACGUAAACAAUUCGACGAGGAACUAGAAUUGAAUAAAAAGAUUCUAGAAGAAUGUAGGGCUGAAUUGGCUGAAAUGAGUUCGAGACAUGAGUUGUUAAAAGAAGAAUCUUUAGCUACUCUAGAAGAAUUAGAAACCACGAAACAGAAGUUACUUGACUAUCAAACCCAAAACGCUGAUUUGCAGAAUGAAGUAAAGUCAUUAAAAGAGGAAUUAGUUCGUUUACAAAACACCAUUGCUCUUGGCACUGUCACAACCAGUGUUAUUCCACAAACUCCAGGUAUGAGUAAAGCAACCAGAGUGUUAAGUAGGGAAUUUAUAGAAGAUAAUACCUUUGAAGGUGAAGGUGGAUAUGACGAAUCUACCAAUGCUGUAGAACCAGUUACAUCUAUCAGUGCAGCUGAGAUUAAUGAAGAAUUAUACAGAUUACUGGAAAAUACCGAUACCCUGAACGUCGAAAUUACUGAAGGCUUAUUAAAAGGUUUCAAAGUUCCAGAUGCUGGUGUUGCUACACAAUUAAGUAAAAGAGAUGUUGUUUAUCCUGCAAGAAUUUUGAUUAUUGUUUUAAGUGAAAUGUGGAGAUUUGGCCUAACUAAACAAAGCGAAAGUUUCUUAGCUCAAGUUUUAACGACCAUCCAAAAAGUAGUGACAACUCUAAAAGGAAAUGACUUGAUUCCUAGUGGUGCAUUUUGGUUAGCUAAUGUUAGAGAAUUAUAUCUUUUUGUUCUGUUUGCUCACCAUUCUAUUUUGACAGAGGAAACUUUCAAACAAGAUAUGAAUGAUAACGAAUAUAAUGAAUAUGUCUCUCUUGUGACUGAGUUGAAAGAGGAUUUUGAAUCAUUAAGUUACAACAUUUACAAUAUUUGGUUGAAGAAGCUACAAAAAGAAUUACAAAAGAAGGCUGUAGCCGCUAUUGUUAUGUCUGAAUCCUUACCUGGUUUUAGUGCAAGUGAAAAUAAUGGGUUCCUAAACAAAUUAUUUAAUUCAAAUGAUUCUUACAGUAUGGAUGAUAUUUUAACAUUCUUUAACAGUAUAUACUGGUGCAUGAAGUCAUUCCAUAUUGAGCAUGAAGUAUUUCGUCGUGUAGUGACAACUUUAUUAAAUUAUGUUGAUGCUAUAUGUUUCAAUGAUUUGAUUAUGAGACGCAAUUUCCUUUCAUGGAAACGUGGUUUACAACUGAAUUACAAUAUCACAAGAUUGGAAGAAUGGUGCAAAUCCCAUGGUUUACUUGAUGGUGCCGAUUGUUUACAACAUUUAAUACAGACUGCUAAAUUAUUACAAUUGAAAAAAUAUACAAUUGAAGAUAUAAAUAUAUUAAGAGCGAUCUGUAGUGACUUAACACCAACUCAAUUACAAAAAUUAAUAACACAAUCACAUGUAGCAGAUUACGAAUCACCAAUUCCGCAAGAAGUCUUACGAUAUGUUGCAGAUAUUGUCAAACAAGAAAGUGCUAUCUCCAAUGAAAAUGGUAAACAUAAUAAUAACGACAUAUUUCUACACGCUGAGACAGGCCCAUUUAACGAUCCGUUUAUGGAUAUUCCUACAAAGAAAUUCGAUCAAGUCGAGGCAUACAUUCCCAUUUGGUUAAACUUACCUACUACAAAAAGAAUAGUGGAUUUGAUUGCACAAAAUGUUAAUGUUGUAGAAUAA